Messenger RNA from Phlebotomus papatasi, 2669 nucleotides. Its product is annotated as probable protein phosphatase CG10417. Gene Ontology annotation, biological process: protein dephosphorylation. Gene Ontology annotation, molecular function: cation binding; protein serine/threonine phosphatase activity. NCBI's taxonomy places the organism in Eukaryota, Metazoa, Arthropoda, Insecta, Diptera, Psychodidae. The transcript has 4 exons. The record is from RefSeq and is a predicted model, not a curated record. The coding region runs from base 181 to 2235 and encodes 684 amino acids.
AUUGACAGAUGACGCCGCGCUUCCAACAACGCCUAAAAAAGAUGGCGGCAUGAUUUUUGUGGGGGCAUUGAGGCCGCACGGUGUUUUUUCAUUCGGACAGAAAAUAUCAAUAAUUUGUGCUUGCAAAGUGUUCAAAAGUCUGCAUUUUCGCGUGUCCGUGGCGUGGACAAGCAAUUAAACAUGGGUGCAUACCUGUCGGAGCCGAUAACUGAGAAGAAUUCCUGCGAUGAAGAGAAUGAAUUGUUGGCGUGCGGGGCGAGUUGUAUGCAGGGCUGGCGAAUAAAUCAAGAGGACGCCCACAAUUGUUUGUUGAAUUUCGAUCGGGAUACUUCAUUUUUUGCCGUUUAUGAUGGGCAUGGGGGCCCUGAGAUUGCACUGUACUGCAGUCAGAAGUUGCCGGAGUUCCUGAAGAAUACGGAAGCGUAUAAAGCGGGGGAGAUGGAGAAGGCGUUGAAGGAUGCUUUUCUGGGUUUCGAUGAUACUCUGCUGCAGCCGGAAGUGAUUGAGGAGCUCAAACAGUUGGCUGGGGAUAAGUAUCCGGAGCAUGAGGAGGAAACGGAGACGGAUGAUGAGGAGGAUCUGGCGGAAUUGUGUCAGGAGAGUCGAAUGCCACUCACGGAGGUCCUGGAGAAGUACAAGGAGGGCAAGGUUGAAGCUGGACCCGUGGCGAGGUUGAAGGGGAAGGAACAGAAGCCACUGUCACCGUUUUUGCGAGCAGCCCAGAAGAGUGAUGGACCUGCAGCGUCUUCGAGUAGCUCAGGAGGAGGAGCUUCGGGAAGUAGUGGCCAGGGAUCGUCUGGAUGGCGUCCAGUGAGGAAAUUGGAGGCAGAAAUAGACUCAACGGUGAGCAGUUCGAGCACAAUGGAGAAGACAGAGGAGCCACCGCCGGAGACCAAUGAAGUGUCAGAGUGUGAAAGUGUAAACAAUGGCAAAGAGAGCUACAACAGUCCCGAUUCCUCCUCAUCCUCCUCGACUGUGCGCAAGAGUGUCGAUGUGCAGGAGCCAGAGAAGCCAGGCAGCAGUACAGAUCAGGUCACGAGGCCGCCAGCAGAUGUCAAGAUACCGAAUGGCGAAGGUGAUGAAGAUGGUGUCUCAGCAUCAAGUUCCAAGGCAACAGCAUCAGCCGCAGGGAGUCACCAGGAGCCAGAAAUAUCGACAAAUAGUGGCAAGGGAGAGGGAGUCUCGAGUUCAUCGUCAGCUGUGCAGGAGAAUGGGGAGGUUAGUAGCAACAGCGGUGGAUGCUCAAGUACCAAUGAUCGUUUGCCCAAAAGAUCAGCAGCUCCGUCACACAUCCCAACAGAUCCCAAUACCUCAUCCUCAGACUCAGAAGAUGACAAGGAUGAGACGUACAAUGAGAAUAACUCCAGCACAGAGGAAGUCGGGGAGGAAGACAGUGAAAUGGAGGAGGAGGAGGAGUACAAUUCAGAGUAUGAGGAGGGCAGUGAUGAGGAUGAGGAGUGUGCCCAUGAAGAAGUCGAUGAUACAUUCAUGAAUAACAUGAUUGAGGAACCGGGCAAGGAUAGUGGAUGCACGGCUGUUGUGGCACUGCUCUGUGGUCAGGAUCUCUAUGUGGCGAAUGCAGGAGACUCAAGGUGUGUCGUCUGCCGAGAUGGCAAGGCCAUAGAGAUGAGUUUCGAUCACAAGCCAGAAGAUGAGAUUGAACACACAAGGAUCACCAAUGCCGGCGGCAAAGUCACCAUCGAUGGUCGUGUCAAUGGAGGACUCAAUCUCUCCCGAGCAAUUGGUGAUCAUGCCUACAAAAUGAAUUUCGAACUCCCACCGGAUCAGCAGAUGAUCUCGGCUCUGCCGGACGUCAAGAAGAUCACACUGACGCCAGAGGAUGAAUUCAUGGUGUUGGCUUGCGAUGGCAUCUGGAACUUCAUGUCCAGCGAGACGGUGGUGGAGUUUGUGAAGCAGAGACUGGAUGAAGGAAGAGACAGAAUAUCUCAGAUUUGCGAAGAGUUGUUCGACAAUUGUCUGGCAAAGGACACAACGGGCGAUGGCACCGGAUGUGACAACAUGACAGCCAUCAUCGUGAAAUUCCCGAAGGGCGAUGCGCGCAAGGAGGCAGCAGCCGGCGAGGAGACGAGCGAAGUUGUGGUGUCCAGCAAGAAGAGGUCGGCGUCUCCGGGCGCCAAGGAGGAGGCCGAUGGGGCGAAAAGACUAAAGACUGAUGAUGAAUUUCCGGAAGCUGUUGUUGUGGACACAAAUGUGGACCAAGUCAGCUCCACGUGAAUUUGUCAUUUGCCGAAGAAUGAGAUUCUCGCUGGAUUUUCCGCGUGAAGUGAAAGAAAAUGGAUGAGAAUUUGAGACGAUUGACAGAAAGGAAGCAAAGGAAAAGAAAAAAUGGACAAUGUCCUUAGGCAAAAUCUGUCUGAGUGGACUUUUUAAUUGAAAAAAAAAAACAAGAAAACUUUUCAAAGAGGAAAAGGAAAAAACAUUAUAAAUUUUAGAGAAAAAAAAAACAUGGAAAAAAGAGUAAUUUAAGAAACACGUUUUACUUUCAAAUGAGAAAAGUUACAAUUUUGUCAUACAUUCAUUUAGUGAACAGAAUUGCUAAAAAAAAAUAUUCAUUAAUGUUUAAUUUUACAACAAAAAAAAAAUGUUUAUCAGAAGACGAUCCGAGAAAUUUCGUGAGUAAUUUAAUUGAAUAAAAAUCAAUGAACAAA